Molecule: messenger RNA, 1877 nt
Organism: Fundulus heteroclitus (mummichog)
Lineage: Eukaryota; Metazoa; Chordata; Actinopteri; Cyprinodontiformes; Fundulidae
Gene: atp5f1b
Product: ATP synthase F1 subunit beta
Exons: 10
Coding region: 1-1554 (517 amino acids)
Biological process (GO): proton motive force-driven mitochondrial ATP synthesis; proton transmembrane transport
Molecular function (GO): ATP hydrolysis activity; ATP binding; proton-transporting ATP synthase activity, rotational mechanism
Source: RefSeq, a predicted model, not a curated record
AUGUUAGGAACUGUGGGACGCUGCUGCACCGGGGCUUUGCAGGCUCUUAAGCCUGGGGUCCAGCCCCUGAAGGCCCUCGUCGGAUCCCCAGCGGUCCUUUCCCGCAGAGACUAUGCCGCUCCUGCCGCCGCUGCCAGCGUCGCCACCGGCCGCAUCGUGGCCGUCAUCGGCGCCGUCGUGGACGUCCAGUUCGACGAGGGCCUCCCUCCCAUCCUCAACGCCCUGGAGGUGGCCGGCCGCGACUCCAGGCUAGUCCUGGAGGUGGCCCAGCAUCUUGGGGAGAGCACGGUGCGCACCAUUGCCAUGGACGGUACCGAGGGUCUGGUCCGUGGACAGAAGGUUCUGGAUACCGGCGCCCCCAUCAGAAUCCCAGUAGGCCCCGAGACCCUGGGCCGGAUCAUGAAUGUGAUCGGGGAGCCCAUCGACGAGAGGGGUCCCAUCACCACCAAACAGACCGCGCCUAUCCACGCUGAGGCUCCAGAGUUCACCGACAUGAGUGUGGAGCAGGAGAUUCUGGUGACUGGCAUCAAGGUGGUGGACCUGCUGGCCCCGUACGCCAAGGGAGGAAAGAUUGGACUGUUCGGCGGUGCCGGCGUAGGGAAGACUGUGCUGAUCAUGGAGCUGAUCAACAACGUGGCCAAGGCCCACGGUGGCUACUCCGUGUUCGCCGGUGUGGGGGAGCGAACCCGCGAGGGAAAUGACUUGUACCACGAGAUGAUUGAGUCUGGUGUCAUCAACCUGAAGGACACCACCUCCAAGGUGGCGCUGGUGUACGGCCAGAUGAACGAGCCCCCCGGUGCCCGCGCCAGAGUGGCUUUGACCGGCCUGACCGUGGCCGAGUACUUCCGUGACCAGGAGGGUCAGGACGUGCUGCUCUUCAUCGACAACAUCUUCCGCUUCACACAGGCUGGGUCUGAGGUGUCUGCCCUGCUGGGUCGUAUCCCCUCUGCUGUGGGGUACCAGCCCACUCUGGCCACUGACAUGGGUACCAUGCAGGAGAGAAUCACCACCACCAAGAAGGGCUCAAUCACGUCUGUGCAGGCCAUCUACGUGCCUGCUGAUGACUUGACUGACCCCGCCCCAGCCACCACCUUCGCUCACUUGGACGCCACCACUGUACUGUCCCGCGCCAUCUCCGAGUUGGGCAUCUACCCCGCCGUCGACCCCCUGGACUCCACCUCCCGUAUCAUGGACCCCAACAUCGUAGGCGCCGAGCACUACGACGUCGCCCGCGGCGUGCAGAAGAUCCUUCAGGACUACAAGUCCCUUCAGGACAUCAUUGCCAUCCUGGGUAUGGACGAGUUGUCUGAGGAGGACAAACUGACGGUGGCCCGCGCCCGUAAGAUCCAGCGUUUCCUGUCCCAGCCCUUCCAGGUGGCCGAGGUGUUCACGGGCCACAUGGGCAAGCUGGUGCCCCUCAAGGAAACCAUCAAGGGCUUCAAGAGCAUCCUGGGAGGCGAGUAUGAUCACUACCCUGAGCAGGCCUUCUACAUGGUCGGCCCCAUUGAGGAAGUGGUCCAGAAAGCUGAGAAGCUGGCUGAAGAGCACUCAUAAACAUUCUGAGCAGAGAGGGGGAGGGGUCCUGUGGUUAGGAGCACUUGGUUUGUAAAACAUGUCAAAAAUACAAAUGUACCUGUCUUGUCUCCCUGAAGAAAGUUAUAUUUAAUGUUUCCAAUGAAAGAUGGAAUAAAUCGCUGUCUUUACACCAACAGACUCAUUAACUGCAUAUUUCUAAGGCUUUAGUUGUAAUAGAGUCCUGUUCCUUGUGAGGAAUCUUCUGAAAUGGUUGUCCUCUACUGUGACCACAAGAUGGCAUACUUGAGUUGUGUUGCAGGUUGUUACGUUUGGAAAUAAAAAUGGGGGAAAAUAAUUGGAAA